AGUCGGCGUCUGGGCGCAGGCGGCGCGCGAGCAGGCGGGCGGCGCGUGGUCCCCGCGGCCCAAACUGGGGACAGACACAGCAAGCGGGCGCGGCGAGAGGGUAACGGGGCCCCUGCCGCCUCCUGGGCACCCCAGGUGACACGGCUUCCUCAGGUUUCCUUCCCGGGGUUGGCAGCUCUCCGCCUGGUGGAGAGGCCUCCGGCUGAGAGCCCUUGCGAAAACCAGUGGUUGCUUUCGUUUCCUCAUUUUGGGAAGCCCCUGCCUGCCACCCGGCGGCUCAGGACCGCCCGCGUCCUCAUGGACGAAGAAAGCCCAGCGGUCCAGCCCCAAGACCAGAGCUGCUGGGCUGCUCUGCCCGCCGUGUGCCUGCGUCGUGUGUUCUGGUGGCUGGGGGACGGCGACAGGUCCAGGGCCGCCCUCGUCUGCAGAACCUGGAACCAGACGAUGUACUCGGCCGACCUCUGGCGGCACAGGACCAUCACGUUCAGCGGGAGACUGUCCAGGGUGCACGCGUCCGAGUUCGAGUCCGCUCUCUGGUACGUGAAGAAAUUCGGUCGUUACCUGGAGCACCUGGAGAUCAAGUUCCUGAACCCGUACAACGCCGUGCUGACCAAGAAGUUCCAGGUCACCAUGCGAGGCCUCCUCUCGUGUCUGGGCAAGAGUAACAGCCGUCUGAAGUCUCUGUCCGUCCAGCACCUGGAGCUGGACCGCCUGGUCUGGAGGAACAGCGUCCGGACCUCGUUCAUCAAGAGCCUGAGCUUCUUCUUAAAGAAAGUGGGCAAACACCUGGACCACCUCAACCUGAAAGGGGCCCGGCUGACCGUGGAGCAGGGCUGUGCGGUGCUCAGCGCCCUGAGCUUCGUCAGGGGCGAGAGCGGGCUGUCCCAGCUCAACAUCGAGGACUACUUCAGCCACCACCUGGCCGUCUACAGCAGCCCCCAGUUCCACGCGGCCAUGGCCGCCUUCCACAGCCUGGUGUCCCUGACCCUCAACUACAACUGCAUCUCGGACGAGCUGCUCGAUGGCCUGUGUGAGAACAACUCCAGGACCCUCUGGACCCUCAACAUCAAGUGCCACGUUCACGACCCCCACGGCCAGGUCGUCUGGGGCAUGUCCUGGGCCAGGCUGGCCAGGCAGGCCUCCAAGCUCAAGGUGAACUUCUUCUUCGAGCGCAUCAUGAAGCACGAGCGCCUGGCCCGCAUCCUCCUGCAGGAGAUCCCCGUCCGGAGCGUCAGUCUGCGGAGCUGCUACUUCAGCGACCCGGACUGGUCCAUGCGGCCCACGCUGACAGAUCUCCUGCCCACCUUCCGGCACACUCUGCAGAAACUGACGUUUGAGUUCAACAACAGCCACGAGUCUCUGGACGAGGAGCUGGGCCUGCUGGUCCUGUCCUGCAGGAAGCUGUUCUACUUCAAAGUCUGGGCCUUCCUGGACGUCAGGUUCGUGGAGCGGAUCCUGAAGAGCCAGGAGGAAGGGCAGUGCUCCCUGCGCACCCUCAAGGUGAGGAUUUACACCAGCAGGUACGAGACCCACGAGGAGGACAGGACGCUGCGGGAGAUCCACAGGCGGUACAGGAGGCUCAUCGACGCCGGGCUCAACUACUUGGUCAUCGCGUACCCCAUGAUGUAGGGCGCGCCCCCUGCCCCGUGCCCGCUUUGCCAGGCCCACCCCGCCGACGUCCCAACAAAGGCGGGGGCGCUGGUGACGUGACUUUAAAGUGCUAUCUUUACCAACUC
This is a messenger RNA of Suricata suricatta (meerkat), 1736 nucleotides long. RefSeq names its product F-box protein 39 (gene FBXO39). Lineage: Eukaryota; Metazoa; Chordata; Mammalia; Carnivora; Herpestidae. The record is from RefSeq and is a predicted model, not a curated record. The transcript has 4 exons. The coding region runs from base 298 to 1629 and encodes 443 amino acids. Gene Ontology annotation, molecular function: protein binding.